Messenger RNA from Syngnathus typhle (broad-nosed pipefish), 6892 nucleotides. RefSeq names its product KN motif and ankyrin repeat domains 4 (gene kank4). Bases 340 to 4506 code for a protein of 1388 amino acids. The record is from RefSeq and is a predicted model, not a curated record. The transcript is spliced from 10 exons. Gene Ontology annotation, cellular component: cytoskeleton; cytoplasm. Gene Ontology annotation, molecular function: protein binding. Gene Ontology annotation, biological process: negative regulation of actin filament polymerization. NCBI's taxonomy places the organism in Eukaryota, Metazoa, Chordata, Actinopteri, Syngnathiformes, Syngnathidae.
GUAUCCACUCAGCCGCUGUGAUGUGAGGAAGCCGUAAGCCUUCCUUCCAUCCUACUCAGUCUGCCCUGGACUCUCGGCGCUCUCCUGUUUCACUGGCUUCUUCGCCUGUCUGUCUGCUCUCCAGUGGCGUUUCACUUAGCACUGUUCAUCAGCACCAAGGAUACACCAGAGGAGGACACACUAGCCGGCCGGCUUUUUGCAAACAAUUAUUGUGGCAAAAGAGCUAGAAAGUGAGAAGCUAGUGCUGCUGAGGCGUCGAUAUUUUCCAAAGGAUUUCAAAAACAAGCUCCAGAGGCUGCUCCGCCAAAGCGUUGUCGAUGACUGAGAUCUCUGCAUGCCAUGAUGGACAAAAAAAGUGCCAAUGGCUUUCAGACAACGGCCAGUGAAGGCGGUGUUCAGAGAAAGCAAGUGCCCUACUCUGUGGAAACUCCUUAUGGCUUCCACCUGGAUUUGGAUUUUCUCAAAUACGUGGAUGAUAUCGAAAAAGGCAAUACCAUCAAAAGAGUCCACAUCCAACGUCGGAUCAAGGGUCCUCCUAAAUUCAGUACACUACCCAGAAAUUUCAGUCUCCCAGGGCAUGGGAUCCGUCCAGCCCCUAAGGAUAGCCCGUGGUCUGGGACAUCUACCUUGGGGCCAAAACCUAAAUUACGGCUAACAGGGGUUCCGCAGAUCUCUGAUCUGAAAGCAAACGAAGGGGGAACUUUAAGCCGAGUGACAACCAACCAGGCGGCCAAUGUUAUUUCAGCUCGACUUCGAGAUGAAGGACUUCUGGGCUCUCCGAGUAUUGAAGAGAAAAUGAAGGGCACUCAGAUGCGUCCCAAUUUGCUUCGAGCGUCAAGUAUGCCCGUCACGUUGCAACAACGGAAAGGUUCCGACUCAAGCAGUCCAGACCGUAUUGUGGGAACGCCAGAGAACGGUUCCACUGAAAAUGUUUUCCGAGCGUCACCAGAUAUAGCGGAAAGAAGAAGCGCUCCCCAAGAACGAGUGGGAAUUCACCAGCAGAUCACGGUGGCUUUGAAGCGGGUCAGAGAGCUUGAAGAACAGGUCAAAACCAUCCCGGAACUAAAAGCUCAGAUCUGCUCUCUAAGGUUGGAGAGGGAGCAGCUGCUAGGUCAGCUUCAAGCCCAGCAAAAGGCCCAGGCUGCGACAUUAGCAUCUAAAACGGCCCCACGCGAUGAUGCCCAACCACGAGCAAGCAGACAAGGCUUUAAUUUGUCCCUGACGCCACAACCGCCUCAGAAUAUAAUAACAAGAAAGGAAAAGAAGCAGGGGAGCUCAGAGGCAAGCAUGCUUGAGAAGGAGGCGUUGGUGAAGAAUGUGGCUCAACAAGAAUCCAUUGUUCAGUCAGAGCUCCCAGGAAUAUGCCACCAACACAAAGAGACCGUAGGUAGUCCACUUGAACACGCAGGGCAGGACGAAGGCAAUUCAACCGAAGGAGAUCAUUCAGGGAACUCCAGUAGUGUACAGCAAAAGCUUGUAUUACUCGAGGCUAAACUUCUUAAGGCUAGCCAGGAACUGGAGAGAACUAACGACAUGUUGAAAGAACAAAUAGUGGAGAACCAAGUGAAAAAUGAGAAAAUACUGCAGCUUAGUGAGGGAAAAGGAGGAGAGGUGUCUCCAACAGAACCGCACAGCAGACCGAGAAGAGAAAGUAUAGACACAGGGACAGAGACUGACAGAGUAGACUAUGCCAACCAGGAAACAGAGACAGAGUCCCCCGGUACAAUCGAUCAAGGAACCGAUACUGAAAGAAUCUGUAUCGAAUUGUCCGUUCCCGUACCGAGAUCUGGAUUGAUCGAUAAAGAAACGGAGACGACCAUUGUGGAUACUCAGGACAAAGUGACAGAAGUUGCCUCAGAAUUAUUGGAGAGUAGCCCAACAUUGCCCGUCGUCAACAGCAUGGAACAGGCUACCGUCACUGAAAUAGCCACCCAAAAGAAUCAGACGAUUGAGACAACCACUAUCGCUAAAUUAGAGGAAGACACGGACUAUCCACAGAGGUCAAGGGCCAGCAGCGUUGAUAGGGGGACAGAGACGGAGAGGGUGGACACAGUGGACAGGCUGACAGAGACAGAUGUAGCACAGAUGAACGAUCAGCAGACUGAGACAGAAGUGGAAAGACCUCAGAACAACAAUCCAGUCAGAAAUGCUCAAACAGAGACUCACGGCGAUGACAUUACAGCCAAUGAGUGGAAUGAGGAGAACAUUAGGCUCAGUGAAAGUGAGGAAGGCAAAACAAUAAAUGAAAGAAUCCAGGCAGAGAACAGAAGUGUUGAAGCUGUUACAGAUAGUCCUGAUGGGAUUAAGGAAAAAAGUGAGGCUUCCGAUUCUGAUAACCAAACCCAAGAAAGUAGACGAUCACAAGUUGGAACAGGAGAACUAGCAGAAGCUGUCACAGAAGUAAACCUCAUGCAAAAUAACUCAAGAUUACUUUCAGGCAGUCUUGAAACACACACUGUAGGGAGUACUGUCACUAUUGAAGUAGCAUCAGAGCGAGCCUCCGUGAAGACAGGAGUUCCAGUAAGACCUCAGAGAGGUCGUAGGCCAUCCGCAGAUCAGUCACAACCGCCUGCUCAGCCUCAAGCUACUCCUGUGUGUCCCCGUAGGGGAUCGGAUGAAAUUCAAGGUCAUCCUCCAAAGGCCUCCGCCGAACUCUGUGAGCCACAAGUCAAACACCAAUCCCCAUCUCAGGCUCAGUCUGUGGACAACACUACAGACUUAGCAUGUGAAAAAGAAUCCCAACGGCAACCUCAAAGUGACGUUCAAAGCCAAUCAUCAGGCACCAAGGAAGUCCAAACGCGACCAAAAUCGAUCCAAGCUCCAUCUAAAAGUACAAGUCGCCGGGAUUCAAAGGAGCUGAAAGCAGCCACGAGAGGAUCGCAGCCUUUAAGACGCGGAUCCGGCGACGGCCGCACACGCCGCUCGUCGGGUGACGUCCAACCUCAGUCUGGAAGAUUGUCCGAUGAGAGUCAACCGCUGAAGAGAGAACCUGAAUCACAAACGUUACGCAGAGGCUCCAGUGAAACAGUUCAGCACCGCAGUUCCGCUGAAGCCGCGGCGGCCUCACGUCGCGAUACCGACGAAGCGCAGCAGCCACGCAGAGGCUCGAGCGAAUCACCCACUUCGCCUGCGGCUUUGGGUCAAGUGGUAACCCGGAUAACGGGGCUUCUGGGCGAGCAGUGGGCUCAGUUGGGGAGCAGCUCCGGAGCGCAACCGUCCGUCAGCCAGCAGCAGCAGCAGCAGCAGCAGCAGCAGAGUGCCACGGCAGAGACGGGAAAGGGCGCCUCGGCCAAGCCUGGGGGAAAAGGCGCCGGGAAGCCUGCCCCCUCCAAGAUGAGCUCCAUUCAAAGUCAGUUGGUCAGUUCCCUGAGUGUUCUUUCUGCCUUUUACUCACCAAGCCAAAAAACUGCUGGCAACAAACAGCAAGAUCAAGGUCUGAAAUCUAUUAUGAAGAAAAACGGGGACGCUGACAAGAAAGGGAAUAAGGGAACCAAGAAAAACCUGAAGUUUGUCGGAGUGAAUGGAGGGUACGAGAGCACGUCCAGCGACGAGUCCAGUGGAGAGGAGAAGGCCAAAAUGGAUGUGGAGGGGGGGAGCUUAGAGGCAGAGGAGGAGAAAGAAAAGGAGGCCACUUCAGCAGAAAAGCCUGAGGAGGGAGCAGAUGCGCAGAGCAAAGAUGCAGAAGAAGGUGCAGUGGCAAAAGACCUCCUGGAUCCCCACACCAGCCAGGAGCUCCUGGGGGAAGAGGCUGAGGGAGAAAAAGUGGACAAGAGCUUUAUAGAUGCUUGCCUUUAUGUAAAGGAUCGCAUGGAGGAGGUCACAUCUCCAGAUAAAGAAAUGCGUCAGGUUUUAGUGGUCCUCUACCAGGAAUGGUUCAAAGUUUCCAGUCAGAAAAGCUCGCAGGCCGAUACGGUGCGAUUGUACCUGCGCCAAGUGGGCUUGACCACACCGACGCUCCUGCCGUACGUUGUGAACCUGACGGACGGCAACGGUAAUAUGGCUCUCCACUACAGUGUGUCGCAUUCAAACUUCCCCGUGGUCAAACUGCUGCUCGAUACCGGACUCUGUGAAACCGAUAACGUGAACAAGGCGGGCUACACUCCAGUGAUGCUGGCCGCGCUGACGGCUGCGGAGAGUCCCGACGAUUUAGAAGCGGCGCAACAGCUCCUUGGACUGGGUGAUGUUAACGCACGCUCCAGACAGAUGGGUCAGACAGCCCUGAUGCUGGCCGUGAGCCACGGCCGCCUUGCCAUGGCGAAGCUCCUGCUGAGUUGUGGCGCCGACGUAAAUGCUCAGGAUUGCGAGGGCUCCACAGCCUUGAUGUGCGCCAGUGAGCACGGCCACACUCACAUUGCCCGCCUGCUGCUGGAGACGGGUCACUGUGACACCAGCCUCACGGAUAAGAAUGGACAGACCGCAAAAGAGGUGGCAGAGGGAGCUUCCCACACAGAUGUUGUUGACCUAAUCAAGGCCCAUGGCCAGCCUGAAGACAAAGCUGGGGAAUGAUGCCAGCACUCUGUCCCUCUCUCUCUCUGCAAAUGUGCUCUCUGUGGCUGCACACAAGCAAACUUUGGAGACACUCAAGCAUGCCCAAACUUUGUUCCUCCACAUUGCAGCCAACACUUUGCCUGGGGUUUCCAUAGAUACAUAUGCUGCAUCAACCACCCAGUGGACACCACGAGAAUCGCCUUGAUUGAUUCAACAGGUCACGUGACAGUGAGAGGAAUUUCCAAUCGGAUGAGAAAGAUAACUGCUGCCUCUUUAUAAUACGCUUCAGAAUUCAAGCAUAAUACUAAGCACAGAAUCUACCUUUUGAGUCAAUCUAUACAGUAUGUAAGAUAUUCACCAUGCUAUUCAGCAUUUCCUUUUUCUCCCCAUGAACAUAUUUUUGAAAGGUAGACAUCACAAUAUUUCAUCAGAUUACAAAUAUAUUCCAACACAGAGUCUGUAUUUUCUACUAUGUUCCUAUUUUUAUUUUUGUAGAUAUUGUUUUGUAAAUACUCAAUGCCCAGGCCUUUAGCUGAAUGAUUCAAACAAAUUUAAAAUAACAAGAAUAAUAUAGUUGUUUCCCAUCACCCAGCUGAUAUUUUACAUGUAUUCAGUGUCUUAUUUUAUAAUAAUAAUAACAAUGAAAUGUGAUUUGCGUGUGUAUGUGUGUGUGCGUGAAUUUCACAAGAAACACUGAUGUUUCAAUCUCGACGAUAAUGUCGGUAAAAAAAAAAAAAAAUUCAAACAGUAUAACAUUUACUUUAUAACGAUUAUUGCUGCUGUCGGGCUGAAAACCUGCACCUCUAAAAGAGUCACUGUUCAGGAGAAUGGCAUAUUUGUUCAACCAAAAUGUUGCAUUACAGCCAUUGCAAAAAUAACAGCCACAUGUGUGGAAUGGCCAACAGUAUAGAUUUUUAAACAAUAUAUCAAAUUGACCAAAUUGUGACUUUGACCUCUUUUUCUUCAAAGAAGAUUGUAUUGUGCAGAAAGGCCAAUGGUUUGUUUUGUUGGCUGUCAACAGCUGUUUAUGACACUCCUCAGCGUCAAUAUUAUGUAGUCAUUCUUUUUCUUAGGCUAUCCAAUAUAGUGAAUGUAUGACUGGCUUAUGCAUUCCAAAAUAUGAAUAAUAACAUCAAUCAGCAAAUGUAGCAAUGAUAACUAGCUCCCAGUAUCCAUGGCAGAGAUGAACUUGAAUAAAACUUGAGACUGUAUAUAGAGUAUAUGAAAAUGAGCACAUUGUUGAACUCGUAAGGAAUGUUAAAGAAUCUAUAAAAUUACGAAUGAAAGUGAAGUUGAGUCAUGUCAUAUGUGACUGUAAUGUAGAGGUGAGGCUUCUCUGUUAUGCUCUUUCAACAAGCCAGUGUUCCUUCAAUUUCUCCAAGCAGGAGUCUGAUGAGACAUUUCCCCCUUAUCAUAUAACACAGGUUUGACCUUGGUAACAAAAAAAAAAAAAUCAACCAAACUGUUUUCUUACUAAUGAAUCGGUUUUUAACACAAACAUUUCACCACACGUCAACAAGAAAAUAGCUCUCUCAUGGUGAGUGCAAACGUUCAGUGCUUUGUACAAGCUAAUAUGUAUUCAUAACUGUGCUUAUAUAAAAACACAUUUGUAGGCUUAGAAAGAGUUAUUGGAGGACAUCAAAUAUGCUAAUACUAUCCAAGAUAUACUUUGAAUAGCUCAAGUCGGCAACGCAAAUGAUUUUCACGGGUGGCAAUCGCACAAUCAUUGGAACAUGAUGUGACACGUACCUAUUGUCUCAUUUGUGAUUUUGUGUAUCAGUGCGCAAAUGCUAUGAAUUUGGUGCCUCUCAUCUUUCAAAAUAUGCUUCCAUUUGUGUUGUGAAAAGAUGUUGUAUCUGAUCUUCUGUGCCAUUCAUGGUCUCUAUGAAAAUGUCCAACACGUCUAAUCCGGUGUGACAUGCUACGAAGGUUUUGCUGCCAAAGACUUCGAAUUCACAGGAGUUAAAUAUGUAUGUAUUUGAUUUGUUCUUGUAAUGCCAGCCAAACACAUGUAUGUAUAUAAAGUCUUGUGAAAACUAUAUAACCUCUAGCGUCAAACAAUAUGCUCAACGAAUAAUAUGAAAUAUUUAUUUGAAAUGAUAUAGAUUUUUACCAUAUAGUAAAGUAUGUACGUAUGCAUGGACAAUUUAUUCCAGUGAUUGACCUUUGACAUUGAGCAGUGGCUAAUGAUCUUUGGAGUGAGUGGUGGCUGGUGAAGUAUUGGUGACUCUUUCAUGUGCCCUUCCAUGUUACCAAUGACACGUUACAUCUAUUAAAAGUAUAUUGAAGAGAGUAUGCUGAAAAGCAUUGAACAUAAGAAGCUAUAUCUUUAUGUAUUAUCUCAAUGAGCUGAUAUGUUGGAAAGCAGAAAAGUAUUUCACAAUAAAUAUACAAAACUUUAAAA